GCCCGCCUGGGGGCCAUGGGGGGAGAGGUGAGGCUGCCGCCCGGAGAGCCCUGCCGAGAAGGCUACGUGCUGUCUUUGGUCUGUCCAAACUCCUCCCAGGCUUGGUGUGAGAUCACAAAUGUGUCACAGCUGCUGGCUUCUCCUGUCCUCCACAGGGACCUGAAUUCCAGCCUAACCAACUUGAGCAUUUCUGCAAAUGUAGAAAACAAGUACAGUCUUUAUGUGGGCCUGGUCCUGGCUGUAAGUUCCAGUAUUUUUAUUGGCUCCAGCUUCAUAUUGAAAAAGAAGGGCCUCUUGCAACUGGCCAACAAGGGCGUUACUAGAGCUGGUCAAGGUGGACAUUCCUACCUCAAGGAAUGGCUCUGGUGGGCAGGAUUACUCUCAAUGGGAGCCGGAGAGGCUGCAAACUUUGCAGCUUAUGCUUUUGCACCUGCCACGCUGGUCACGCCACUGGGCGCGCUGAGUGUUCUCAUCAGUGCAAUAUUAUCUUCCUAUUUUUUAAAUGAGCACUUGAACAUUCAUGGGAAAAUAGGCUGCGUAUUAAGUAUAUUGGGGUCAACUGUGAUGGUUAUCCAUGCCCCACAAGAAGAGGAAGUCGCUUCUUUGCAUGAAAUGGAAAUGAAAUUGAGAGACCCAGGAUUCAUUUCCUUUGCUGUGAUCAUUACCAUGAUCGCCUUGGUGCUGAUUUUGAUCGUGGCUCCCAAGAAAGGACAGACCAACAUAUUAGUCUACAUUUCAAUCUGCUCAUUGAUUGGAGCAUUUUCAGUUUCUUCUGUGAAGGGCCUGGGAAUUGCCAUUAAAGAACUAUUGGAAUGGAAGCCAGUUUACAAGAACCCCCUGGUCUUUGUUUUGCUGGCUGUACUUGUGCUUUCAGUGACGACACAGAUUAACUAUCUCAACAAGGCCCUAGACACCUUUAAUACAUCGCUUGUGACUCCCAUUUACUAUGUGUUCUUUACGACCAUGGUAGUGACGUGCUCCGCCAUCUUGUUCCAAGAAUGGUAUGGCAUGAGAGCUGGAGAUAUCAUCGGGACCCUGAGUGGGUUCUUCACCAUUAUCAAUGGCAUCUUCCUUCUACAUGCUUUUAAAAACACAGACAUCACCUGGAGUGACCUGACAUCCGCCACUCAGAAAGAAGCCCUCUCUCUGAAUGGCAAUGAAGACAAGUAUGUCUUACUAGAGAAUAUAGAAUGUUCAACCUCGGGAUAUGAGGAUGACAUUACCUUGUUUAGCAGGACUCGUGAAUGAUCAAAGUCUCUACAAACAUUGGGCUUGAACCAUGAAGAGACACUUGGAGAGGAGAAGGAAUACCUGCAGAACUAUUAGGAAAGCUGACAUUUUUAAGGUCCUAACUAAUAAUUUAGAUGUAAGGCCAAAUAAAAAUGCCUUCAUUUUAGGCCAUCAUCUUUGAAAAAUCAAGAUUUUGAUCAUCCUCCAGAAGACUUUUGUUGUUUCUCAUUUCUGCAAACUUGAAAUCUCUUUCCUUCUGGUCACAGUAUAUUUGGACCGGCCAGGUGGUUCUUCAUUUCAUUGGCUGCUAGUCUUGGUUUCAUAGUAAUUAAUAGAUAAACUUAACUGUGUGCUGAUAAGCACAGUAUCAGUCAUUCUCUGAUGAGUCAUAGUUUCAAAUUAUUGAAACUGAGAAGUGAGAUCACUGAUGCUUUCCCUCCCCUUCCAACUUCAUUUAGCUAAACUAGAUGGUAGCUGAAGGGUAGAGUGUUAAAGAGAAGAAUAGGCCGGCUCUGGAAAUCUGCUCCUGGUGUGUUAGAAUGCAAAGAAAUAUGUGUCCAUGAAGAGCUUAUGGAUUGUAAUUGUAAUUUAUUGACAUAUCAUAGGAUUUUACUACCAAGUAAAAAGGGGAGAAUGGAGGAGGGAAAUAUUUUAUACCUUAAGUAAAGGAAACACUUUUUUUUUUCUUUUUACUAAAAGAAACACAAAUGAUUGUGUUCAUGAGUUCUUUUAACUCAGACCUGAACAACAUAAGACAAAAUUGAGUUUUUGGAGACAUCUAGGUGAGUUUAGUUUGGAAAUCCUUGUAUUCAUUUUAUUCCUUGAUUUUACUAUUAUCCCAAAGGUUCUUUUUCUUACUGUUAUGAAGAUUUUUGUAAAGCAAUUGCUACAUUAUUUUAGGAUGAUAUUGUACACUUCAGUUUUUCUCAAAUGUUUAAUUCCCAAAGGUUGGUUUUUCCACAAACUAUUUGGAAACAACUAGAAGAAUCUUUGUGAAAAACCUGAAUAAGUUAUAAUAAUCAUCCUCUUGAAAUUGAGCACUUUCCAGCUUAUUCAGGAAAUUAUAAUUAGUUACAAACCUUUUUGAAAAUAUACAUAACCUACCACAAUAAUUGGUAGAUUGUCUCUUUCUGUUGGCUCUCACGCUGACCAUGUUUGCCGUAUAUUUUACCUAUAAGUGUUUUGGAAGAAUAAGAAGGGGAGUUAGCUUCCUAGAAAACAAAAUAUUAAGACCUCAGGAACUACUACCAGAAAAAAAAUUUUUGUAUUGAAACUUACAUAAAGUGUUCCUGUCUCAAGUGCAUAGCAGGAAUAACACUUUUGGUGGCCUUUCAUGUUUAUGGACAGAUUUCUGAUCACUCGUUGAUUUAAUAGAAAAGAAGAAAUUAGCUGCCUUCUAAACUUACUUUUCUCAAAACAAAACAAAAAUCCUAACCCAAAAAAACUGUGACAUUCAAAAAAGAAAAACCCUCCUGGUUAACUGGAUUUAUCUUUUCUAACAUCGAAGGUCUGUGAUGUUGUUUGUUUGCAAUCUAGCUCAUGUCUACCCUGGGUAAUAAUAGACAAUUCUGUUAUUCAGAAUUCUGUUAAACUGAUGUUAGCACUUCAUCAGUUCUACUGUACUAUCACUGAUUUCACAGUGACAACCUGAGGUGACUGCCAAGUCCUAAAGUACUGUUAUCAUCUCUUCAGCAGUUUAGUGUUGAGUGCAACUCAGUGUGUUCUAAAUUUCUGAAAACUGAUAACCCAUGGAAGAUACAUGGGUUGAUACCUCAGAUCAAAUAUGUGUUUACUCUGUUGACUGCUAUUUCUCUGUAAUUGUAUAUCAGAUAUAUAAGCUAUGAACACAAAUUUGUAGGAAAAGGUAGUGUUUGAAAAAUGUAGACAUGGUUUUACUUUUUUUUUCUAUUGAAAACUUUAUUGGUUUAUCCUUCUUGGUGAGGAAAUUCACUGAGGCUGUGAAUUUCAGUGUCAGAUGUUUCUUAAAUGUCACCUGUUACAAAGCUUUGCCCUUGGUGUAUUGUGUUCAGGUUGAAGGUUCUUGGAACACAAGAACCAUGUGUACCCUGGGUUGGAAAAUAAACUGGUGUUGACAUAUAAGCCCGGGAGAAAGACUGAGAAAAUUUUAACGAGUUGAAAUAUGUUGAGAAACAAUGAAAUAUUUCACAUACUCUAAAAAUCCCUGGUGGGCUUCUUCAAUAUGCAUUGAAAAACUAAAAUGUUAUUGCAAACCUUAAACUCAGAAUAAAUUUCUCCAAAUAGGGAUAUAUUGUCUGAGGAGGAAUAAAUAGCCGGAUCCCCAUUUUCAGACUAACCAUGUUAGUCUUAACUGGAAGUUUCAUAUAUGUAUAUAUUUAAAAUAUACACUUUCUUUAUCUCAUAUCGAUGAUAUCUGAAGGUUUAUUAUGUGAAUAUCUGCACUUGUGUUGUUAAGGAUUACAAAGUUGUCCUCACACAGCCAAAUUGAAAGCUUUUCCUAAUUCUGUAAACAUAAUACUUUCAUUUUAUUUUUGGUCUUGUAAAUUGUAUUCUUAGGUUAAUGGUUAAUGAUUUUAUUUUUAGUUCAGAUUGCAAAAUAUUCAUAAAACUGUUUAGCUUUAGUAACAUAAAAUUAACACCUUUCUUUUAUUUUAAGGGUACUAAAUUCAAUACAUGGAAAGCAUCCUACAUCAUGUCUGAUAGAUGAGACAAUUAAUAAAAUUUAGUUCUCUUUGAAUCAACAUCUUAAUUCUUAAGUCUUAUUACUAGAUAGGUAAGGACCAUUAGUUGCCAGUUUUCAUACAUUCUUCAUCUUUUCUCAAUGUGUGUCACAGUAGCUCCUUUUAAGUAACUCAAGGGAAAAUGAAUUCCAUCAUUAUACUAUCUCA
Molecule: messenger RNA, 4097 nt
Organism: Myotis brandtii (Brandt's bat)
Lineage: Eukaryota; Metazoa; Chordata; Mammalia; Chiroptera; Vespertilionidae
Gene: NIPAL1
Product: NIPA-like domain containing 1
Exons: 6
Coding region: 16-1248 (410 amino acids)
Biological process (GO): magnesium ion transport
Cellular component (GO): membrane
Molecular function (GO): magnesium ion transmembrane transporter activity
Source: RefSeq, a predicted model, not a curated record